This is a messenger RNA of Lytechinus variegatus (green sea urchin), 2748 nucleotides long. Its product is annotated as mitochondrial sodium/calcium exchanger protein-like. The transcript has 17 exons. Gene Ontology annotation, molecular function: calcium:sodium antiporter activity. Lineage: Eukaryota; Metazoa; Echinodermata; Echinoidea; Temnopleuroida; Toxopneustidae. Gene Ontology annotation, cellular component: membrane. The record is from RefSeq and is a predicted model, not a curated record. Gene Ontology annotation, biological process: monoatomic cation transport; intracellular calcium ion homeostasis; transmembrane transport. Bases 187 to 2229 code for a protein of 680 amino acids.
CGGUGGGAGGAGCAGCAGCAGACCAGAGGCGGAGCCAAUCGUUAAUAUGUUUUCGGUUCAACUUUCAGCUCUGAAGUCAAUUAAGUAUUCAUAAUGACAUAGGGCAGAUGGAGUGUUAAACAUCAUUUUUUUCUGACCGGUUCGUGUGAGGGAGCUUAUCUGCUGAAAGAAGCAAUUGUUUUCACAAUGUACCAGCAGCUCAUAUUGUUCGUUUUUCUGUCCGGUGCGCUAAGCUCUCCCAUCGGGGAAGAUGAGGGAGAACUGAACGAUGACGUCCCGCUCCCAAUUAUUUUUGUGAAAUCACUGGAUAAUCGAAUGAACAUCCACCGGUACAGGUCCAAUUUAACAACACUUGCUGCUCCUACUGCUCUUCCUGGCAAGAAUAUUCCAUGUGGAGAUUAUCACACAUUCAACUCUUCAGCUAAGAAAUGUGAAUUCAUCCAGACCAACGGCGAUUGCCAGAAUUCAGAUGGUUUUAUCAAUUAUCUUCAGGUCAUCUAUUGCUCCUUUCCAGGUCUACGGCCUCUUGGACUUGUGUGUCUGGGUCUUUGGUUGAUAUACUUGUUGAUAACCCUUGGAGUAACUGCAGAAGUCUUCUUCUGCCCCAAUCUUGAUGUCAUGGCUAGGACACUGAAAUUAAGUCAAAACAUUGCAGGAGUAACUCUUCUAGCAUUUGGUAACGGAGCUCCUGAUAUCUUUAGUGCUAUAGCAGCAAUAACUAAUGCAAGGGAUGGUGAGGCUGGACUGGCAAUUGGUGCUUUAUUUGGAGCUGGUAUAUUUGUGACAACGGUGGUGGCUGGAUCCAUUGCUGUGACAAGACCGUUUAAGAUGGUUGAGCGGCCUUUCCUGAGGGAUUCUAUCUUCUACUUGGUAGCAGCAUUUUGGACCUUCUAUAUCCUCUACAAGGGCAGUAUUGUGCUCCUGGAGGCAGUUGGUUACAUAUUGCUAUACGUUGUGUAUGUGAUUGUAGUGUUUGUGGGACGCAAGAUAUACCAGAACCAGAAACGCAGGAAACGGGAGCAAGAGCAGACGGAAGAAACAUACACCAACGGCAUUCAGCAAGAUCUCCCAGGGCCUGGAGAUCCUUGUACUGACUUUCAUCCAAGCAUCAAUUCUUCACUUCACUAUCCUAGUUUCACUCCAAGCAUAAAUUCCUCCCAUGUACCUAGUAUCAACAGUCACGAUGAUGACGUCAUACCCAUUAUUGGUGCCGUGCCCCGAAGAGUCACUGGGGGGCUUAGUGCAACAGAGAGAUUAGCAGUAGCUAGUAUGUUAGGAGUGGAUGCUGAUGUAGUUCGGAGCAUUACACCACAACCUCAUCAAACCAACAAUGAGAAUAGUAAUGAUGAUGAUGAGUCUCGCUCCCUCCUGAGCGGUGAUGCACCACCUCCUGGUCAAGUAAAGGAGUUCUUUAUUGGUCUGUGUCCUGUAGAUAUAAAGGAAUGGUCAGAACUUGCAUGGUACUCAAAGCUAUGGGCACUGCUUAAGUGCCCAAUGCUAUUAUGUUUAAAGGCAACUGUUCCAGUGGUGGACUACAAUGAACCAAAACAUAACUGGAAUAGAUUAUUAAACACUCUUAAUCUACUCCUAGCUCCUGUAUUCUGUGCGUUUGUAACCAAAGGUUUAACUAAAACCAUAACUGGUGGUUUUGAAGUAUGGCAUCUUGUUUUAUCCUUAUCAUUCUUGUUAGCAGUUCUUGUAUUCUUGACAUCAAAACCUAAUAAACAACCUGUCUAUCACUCGGUAUUUUCCUAUAUAGGUUUUGUUGUAGCUGUGUUAUGGAUCUAUUCUACAGCAAAUGAAAUUGUCAACAUUCUCCAGAUGUUUGGUUUGGAAUUCUACAUCACUGAUGCUAUACUUGGUCUUACAGUUUUGGCUUGGGGAAACAGUAUUGGAGAUCUUGUAGCCGAUGUUGCAAUGGCCAGGCAAGGCUUUCCAACCAUGGGCAUGUCAGCUUGUUUUGGAGGACCUAUGUUCAACAUGUUACUAGGUAUUGGUAUAUCAUGUACAAUUGUUACUAUCAGAGAUGGGGGAACAUUUGUGCUAAACACUACCCAUGUUCAACUGGUUCUUGCCUUAGGUUUAGCAGUUAGUCUCCUCUCAUCAAUGUUCAUUAUGGUGGCUUCUGGAUUCAGAGCUUCUCGGUUUUAUGGUGUAUACCUCUUUAUCCUUUACAUCGUAUUCUUAGUUGUAGCUUUGUUGAUAGAGGAGAAUGUAAUACCUUGGUGAUCUCCACAUGUCUGUAAUGCCUUGACAAUUAUAGAUAUAAAUUAGUAUUAAUAAUGCACAGUUGCUUGCUAUACACAUUGGACAAAAGGAACAAUGGGAAGAAAAGAGAAUCACAAUAGGCCUAUUAGAUCAUUCUUCCUGCCUUGAGCAAAUUUGAGUCCCAGUGCAGUAAAAUAAGUAUUUUUAAGCAACAUUAAUACAAGAAGUGCAUUAAUGCAAAUAAGCACAGCCUCAUAAUUUAGCUCUUCUUUGUGCAGUGGAAGUCAACCACCUGUUAUUUUGCAUUAUAUGACAACUAGAUAGAUCAAUGUGAUUUGAUUGGUUAUUUGAUAUUGUUCAUUCAGCCCAUUUUGCAAUGACAUCAUCAACCUUGCAAUUUUGGAUCCAUACGAUUUUGUCAAUUGCACUCGUGCACCAAGACUGCAGCUCAAGCACCAGCAGUGCGCAUGUUGUAAUGACGUAACUAUCAACAGACCAAACUCGCACUGCAUGAGCAUUUUUUGCAUCGAAAUUCACGAA